GUGACCAUAUCACCCAUCCUCUAUACUUCUUUUAUCAUUGGUUCUAUUACUAGAUGUCGUCGCGCGAAGCCUAAAGUUAUUAAAUAAAAGUAAAAAGUUUGAAAAACAAGGCUAAUAACAAAAACUUAAUAAAUCCAUUGCGAUACCAAAACUGCAAAGUCUGUAAUGCAUGCUAUAUAAGUCAUAGAGUGAAAUUAAUUUAAAAAAGUAAUUAUUAUAUGUCUUAUAAACAAAUUUAUAAAAGUUUGUCCAUAAAUUGAAUAUAAAUUAUUAUUAUUAAGUUUUACCACAUAAAAUACAAAUAACAAUGUCGGUAAUUGUCAUAGCAGUGGCUACUGAAAGUGGCGUUCCAGUAUUUUCUAGAAAAAAAGGCACAAAUGAAAAUGUACAAUUUUCGACAAUAGCUUCGCUCCAUGGCAUAAAUAUGUUUAGUAAAUGCCACAAUACAUCAAUGGUAAGCACUUACAUUGAUAAUGGUGCGAUCUUAUGGAAGGAAUACUGUCAAAGCAUAACACUCAUAGGCAUUGUGACUGGUGGUUUGGAGUGUGAUUUGGAACUGCUACUCUCAUGCGUACAUGACAUUAUGAUAUUCUGUGUUGGCAAAAAAGAACUGGAAGAUCUUAAAAAUAUAGACCAAGUUAAGAGAGAUUUGAGGCAGUGUUAUCCACUGUUGGAUUACAUGCUAGAGUCAUUAGACCCUAAUACAGUGUCAAGCACACUGCCAACACUAGCUCUUGAUCUGAUUCAAAGUAUAUUAUGUAGUCAAGCUCAAACACUGCAGCAAGCUUUAGACCACUAUGCAGAGAGUGUAUCAGGUCGAUGGGCGUGUCUUAGCAUCCAAGGUCACCUGGUGUCGACCAGUUCAGAUUUCCAUGAGCUUCAUCCCCGAGAAACAAGAUUACUCCUGCUAUUGACAGCUGCACAGGAUGGGGCACCACUACGGGAGACACCAGUGUAUUUACCUCAAAUGAGUCCUAAUGUAGCUUUCAGAGCAAUCACAUGCAAACUGCUAGCUGAUGUUUAUAUUUUGGUUGUGUGUGGUGCCACGCCACCCCUGUCACAAAUAGAUGAAAUAGUUCUACAAUGUUGGGAAAGUUAUGCUCAGAUGAUAAAGGAAACCAAACUAGUUUAUCCAAGAAAUUUUCCCAUGAGUAUCACAUUUGAACCAUGCGUUUUAGGAAUCUUGGUAAUAAACAUAAAUAACAGAAGAUGUGUGUUCUCGCGACAUUUGCAUCCGCCGAGUCAAAAAGGUCGCGCCACUUCCGGGGCACACAGAAUGGACAUACUGAGAACUUUUUACGUCACAUCCUGCAAGGAACUUGUUCCAGAACUAAAAAGAGAAGCAGACGCAAAAGAUCCCGAGCCCUUAGCAAUUAUGAACGAGACCUACUGGUGUUCAGAAUACCACAAGUAUCAUGCACAACGAUCGCAAACUUUACUGUGCUGUGUGCUUUACACAGCGACAGUUCAAAUACACACUAUGAGAUUAAUAUCUAGUCAAAUACUUCAGGACUUGAACACCAGUAAAGAUGUAUAUUGGUGAUAGACUACAUAAAGCCGGCUUUUGCAGGAGAAACAUUGAUUUGGGAUAUACACUUAUGUAAUCUACUGAGGAGUUAGAGGAAUCUUAUGAAGCAUGACAAAAAAAUAUAUAUCGUGCUUACAAAAUAAACAUAUAAAACAUCGAGAAA
This is a messenger RNA of Manduca sexta (tobacco hornworm), 1691 nucleotides long. RefSeq names its product protein fuzzy homolog (gene fy). Lineage: Eukaryota; Metazoa; Arthropoda; Insecta; Lepidoptera; Sphingidae. Bases 308 to 1543 code for a protein of 411 amino acids. The record is from RefSeq and is a predicted model, not a curated record. The transcript has 8 exons. Gene Ontology annotation, biological process: non-motile cilium assembly; vesicle-mediated transport.